This is a messenger RNA of Salvia miltiorrhiza (redroot sage), 2882 nucleotides long. RefSeq names its product disease resistance RPP8-like protein 3. The record is from RefSeq and is a predicted model, not a curated record. The transcript is spliced from 3 exons. NCBI's taxonomy places the organism in Eukaryota, Viridiplantae, Streptophyta, Magnoliopsida, Lamiales, Lamiaceae. Bases 585 to 1589 code for a protein of 334 amino acids. Gene Ontology annotation, molecular function: ADP binding. Gene Ontology annotation, biological process: defense response to other organism.
AAAAUUUUAUGCGUGAAACAAUAAGUCAACACUUCAGCUGGCUCGAUUUAAGCUCGUGAUGUUAUUAUUUUAUUAGUGGUUGUUAAAUAUGCACAUUAUUUGGCUUCUUCAACUGGAAAAUUCAAAAUCCCUAAUUCUACUCAAACGAAAUUCAAAAUUCACAUUAAACACCGCCGGAUUCUGCAGCGCCGCACAUUAGUUGAUCCGUCACCGGCAGCCCAGUUAAUUUGUUCCAAGCAGAAGUAUGUCGGAGGCGCUCCUCUUAUCGGUGAUACAGAAGCUGGACAUUAAUUAUCGAGAGCACGAAACAAAUGAGGAAAUGAGAAGGGUAAUCAAAGAGGUGAGAGAGAUUCUGGAUAUUGUGAGGGAUAAGAAAUUGGAAGAGGGGAGAACCCUAAAUUUUUUGGUAUCUGACCUUGUCGACGUAGCUGACUAUGCCCUCCACCUUUCCAAGAAACGCAAUACCGUUUAUAUGUACUAUGAGUCCAUCCAUAGUUGGAUUGGAGAGAUCAAAAAGCAGAUGCUUAAACUGGGAGAUGAUGGGGCGGAGAUGAGAUCAUUAGAAAAUGUUGAUGAUGAUGUAGAUGUGGUGGGCUUGGGGGAAGAUGUGGAAAUGCUUGCUUCGCACAAAGAUUAUUGGUGGGAAAGGAUACAACAGUUGGAUUGUUCUUAUCAAAGGGAUGAGUGGUAUUGGAAAGACAGCUCUUGCGAGAAAGAUAUACAACCAUCCAACCAUCAUUCAGCACUUCGAGCCUCGUGCUUGGGUAUCUAAUUCUGCUCACUUCACUAUUAAAGAGCUACUUAUCAAACUAAUACAACAGGUAGAAGAUCCUCAGAAUCUCCAUUCAUCUUCCUUAUUGGAGAAUAUGGACAACGAGAGUCUCCGAGAUAUGCUUUAUCAACACUUGAAAGGAACACGAUAUUUUGUAGUUCUCGACGACGUACCCAAACAGAUGCACUUGAAGUCUUUCUUGCAAAUUCUUCCAGAAGGAUGGAAUGGAAGUAGAUUGCUGCUCACAAGUCACAUGAUGCAUGUCGACAUAUAUGUACGCGAUGAAAAUGUUCAUCAGAUGAAACCUUUGGAUGCUGAGAAGAGCUGGCAAUUGUUUUUGAAAACAAUAAACCAUGGGAAUAGGUUGACAGGUGAGCACAAAUUCCCGAAGUCCUUGGAGCAUAUGGGAAAACAAAUGUUGAGAAAAUGUGACGGUCUGCCAUUAGCUAUAAAAGAGGUGGGAAAGCAGUUAGCAGAAAAGAAAGUCUCAGAGGGGAUUGAAUGGGAACAACUUCUUGAAUCAGUUGAUUUUGGUUCAAUGCUCAAGUUAUUGGAACCAUUUUAUCUUCAAUUGGAUCCCAAGCUGGAGUCGUGUUUCUUGUGUAUGGCCUUCUUUAAGGAAAGCACAACUUUGAGGAAAGAAAAGUUGAAACAGAUAUGGGUUGCAGGAGGAGUAGUGGAUUCAGCAUAUAAAUGUAAAUCAUAUUUAGAUGGUUUAAUCAAUGAAUCUGUUAUUGAUGUCAAGGAAAAGAGCACGGAGUAUCGAAUGAAUGCUCUGCUACACAUGCUAUCCAUCCAAAAGCAGAGGAAAAACUAGGUUUUGAGAUCCUCAGGAAUAAUGGAAAUAAUAGGCCCUCUGAGAGUCCUUGUCAACAUCGUGUUAUCAUUUGUAGCAGAGAGAAGUUCAACUACUCGACGGAUCAAGAUAAACAUCUUGUUUCUCUCAUCUUCCAUGGAGGUGGCUACUUUGACACUAGUCUGUCCUACUGGAAGAGCUUUGAACUACUUAAGAUACUUGACUUGGAAGAUUUUGGGUUGAAGAUUAUACCGGAAACUAUCGUCACAUUUAUGGAAUUAAGAUACUUGGGGUUGAGAAAUAAUUACAUGAAAGAGCUGCCACAGUCCCUGGGGUGCUUGAAAAAGCUUGAGGUUCUUGACAUAGCUCAGAACUUUAUGGUGGAGGUUCCAGAUAUUAUAUGGAAAAUAUAUAAGCUUCGCCACCUCUACAUGUCAGAUGUGAUUUGCCAAAAGCCUUUGAAGAUAGACGACCUACAGCAUCUGGAGACCUUAACUUACAUCUCAGUUGAUAAUUGGACAUAUGGUCUCUCGCGCUUAAGACUGUUAUUUCGUCUUAAGAAAUUGGGCAUAGAAGGAUUGGAUGGAAACUCAGAUGUGAGCAAGAUGAUGACAUCAUUGGCUGACUUGAAGAAGCUUAAACACCUAAUCUUAAGAGGGUAUCGUUUCAGAAGCAUGCCUUGUUUGGACGAGCUUCGUAUUCUACAAAGUGUUCGUACACUCAAAUUGGAUGGACUCCUUGCCAGGUUACCAACUAAUCUCCCUCCAAAUAUUAGAUACUUGACGUUAGUUAAUAGCUAUCUUGAUGAAGACCCCAUGCCACUACUAGCGAAGUUAAAGACACUAGAGUACCUCAAAUUGCGGAAUGCAUACGUUGGUUUAGAAAUGGUGAUUUUGGAUAAUGAAUUCCCUGGUCUCGAAGUCUUGUGUAUCGAAGAGUUGUGGAAUCUAAGAAAUGUACAAUGUGGAAAAGAUGCAAUGUAUUGGCUCAAGAAAUUAGAAAUCCAGGAUUGUCCAUAUCUGGAUACCCUCCCGAAAGCGAUUGGGUUGAUGAACCAUCUGAAGGAGUUAAAGAUGGUGACAACCAAAAGCAUUGCAACAAAGAUGAGGAAUUCAGACUUGAUCUCCGAUAUAAGUAUUGUGAAUAUCAAUUCUUAAAUACAGUUAUCUGCAUUAUUGAUACAUUUUGCUUGUUGGCAUUAAUUUGAAUAUUCUCUAGUUUUUCUUCCUAUUUUUUCCCCUCUGUUCUUGUGUUUGUAAAUGACAUUUAGCUGCGACAAUUAUGGUCAGCGUUUGAAUCAUUGUUUCAUUCUCA